Messenger RNA from Rotaria sp. Silwood1, 342 nucleotides. The record is from the annotation of a GenBank genome assembly. NCBI's taxonomy places the organism in Eukaryota, Metazoa, Rotifera, Eurotatoria, Philodinida, Philodinidae.
AUGAAUUCAUUCACGUCAUCUGGUGCACCACCUAUUGAUAAUCAAGUAAAAUCCACUGAUCAACUUCGAAAACAUUUAAGUACAAUCGUUUCUCAAUGGUAUCUUAAUCAUCGUGUUGAAUAUAAUUUGAUAAAUGAUAGUAUACUAGAAGAAAAUGUGGAUUAUAAGAUUGAAUUUAAAAAUACAAGCAAUGGUGAUCAAUUAGCAAUCAUUACAUGCGGCUGUGGAUCUAGAUUGACUUUAAGUCGAGCGAGUAACAACAGUUACUUUCAACUAAGUUGGGCGAAAAAUUAUCAGUAUGCAAUAAAUGCACAACAAAAGGUAUUACAUUUACAACCUUAA